AUGAACAAGUUUAGUCUUACAUUCAUUUAAAAAAGUUUGGAAUUAAAAUAUUAAGAUCAUAGAUAUUUAUCAACAAUACCUGCUUGCAAAGCUAUUAAUUUAAUGUGUUUUUUAAUUUGCAUGAUUAGAUCAAUAUUUUCUGCUAUUAAGUAAGAUUAUAUAAAUCUUAUCAUAUUUGCUCCACUUGGAUUACUUGUUUUCAUUGUUCACUUUGUAGUUAUGUUUUAUAAAAAAUAAUGGAUAGAUUUCUAUCUAGUAGGAAUAAAUCAUAUUUUAAUGUGUUAUCAAGUAUAUACAGAAGCAGAUUUCAAACCAUAAGAAGCCUUUGUUUUUGGAUAAAAUAUGAUGGUUAUACACACCAUUAUUAUAUUAGUAUCAGAUUUUAAAUUUGCUGUAAUCUAAGUUAUUAAUAAUGCCAUCAUUAAAUUAGCAAUUGCAAGAUAUUUUUAAUCAGACAUUUCAAUUUAAGCCUUUAUCUAUUGUUUCAUUCUCUCAUUUAUGAUUCUAAUUCCUCUCCAAAGAACUAACAAAUAAUAUAGAGAAUCAUUUCUAUAUACAUCAUAAAAUAAUUCAUUAGGUAUUACUAUUAAAAAUUCAAAUAGAUUGGAUUAUCCCUAAAAUUAUUGAGAACCCUUUUGUUAUAUUUGUUUAUGACUAUGAAAAUGUUGGCUUUCAUGUCAAAUUAUCUAAUUUUAAUACUUUCAAUUAAUUUGAAUCAAGUAAUAAUAAUGUUCAAAAUCUUAAUUCACUUUUAAGAAAAUAUAAAAUUAAUGGAAAUUCACUUGAAACCUUCAUUCUCAAUAGAAGAUAAUUAUCUGAACAAAUUAUUGUCAAUUAAUAACAUGAAAUUGUUAAUUCAAAGAAUUAUUCAGAUAAAAUAUACAUCAAAUAUUCAGAAGUUUAACUUACUGAAUAAACUUUUAUUAUAAUACUCGAUUAUAAACAAUAGGAUUAUAUAAAAAUGGAAAAAAGAAUAUAAAAAUUAGAAACAGGAAUUAAUCUAUUUUUAUUAAAUAUGAAAGGAUUUUUAAUUAAACAAUUAAUAAUGUUAAAUAACUCUAAAGGAAAGGAUUCAUCUUUUAUAUAUAUGAACAAAGUUAAUUUAAUGUACAUUCUCACCAAACUCUCUGUUAGAUAAAAUUUAUUUGUACAUAAAUGUAAAAUUGUACCAAAAAUAAAUCAUUUUAUUAAAUUAUUCAAUAAAGCCUACAAAAAGAGAGUUAAUUUUUAAUUUGAGAAACAGCAUAUUUAAAUUACUACUUAUAAGAAUGUAUUUGAAGAACUCUUAACAAUCUUAAUGACAUUCAUAUUUCGACUAUAAACAAAUUCCUAAACUAAAUUAAUAUUACGUGGAAGCUAUUAUUAAAAUGAAUAAUUUUUAGAUCUUCUAAUUAAAUUCGAUUAGUCCUUUUAAUUAUUUUAAUAGCUUCAAUAAAAUAGUCAUUUUCGAAAGAAUCUUAAAUAAAUAGGACCAUGUGAUAGAUUACUUAUGGAAAAUAACGGUAAAUAUAAGAUAGUAUUUAUUAUUAGUUGUAAUUAUUAGAUUAUAUAAGGAUUUGAGUUAGGUUAAUCAAUUAUAAACCUUUCUGAAUCAUUCCAACCUUAAACAAACUAAUUCUAUUUGA
This is a messenger RNA of Paramecium pentaurelia, 1625 nucleotides long. NCBI's taxonomy places the organism in Eukaryota, Ciliophora, Oligohymenophorea, Peniculida, Parameciidae. The record is from the annotation of a GenBank genome assembly.